AUCUACCUGGGGGAGGUGAACUAUCAGUGGCCGCGACACAGCCCUGGCUUCAAACAAGCUAAUUAAACCAGUCGUAUUUUCCCGAUGUCAUCACAGCCCGAAGCCACACCAGCACCCUGGAGCUUUUCAUUCAGAAUUUCAAAACAGGCUCUCGCAUCCAUUGCUUGAACGACUAUAUUGGGUGCUUGUUUUCACUCUGUCGGAUAAUGAUCAUAACCAGUCCAUUAUCUGAUCACUUUUUGUUUUACUCUUUCUUCAUUUAGCCUACUGUUAACAAUUAGAGAUCAGAGAUCCUCAUUGUCUUGGUUUUCCCUCCAGGUUCAAUUUCGGCAGAAGAAAAGCUGACAAGAAGAUGCAUAUAUACCGCCGACGAGCCAGGAAUCUCGCCUGGUACGACGAAGAUGGCGAACCGCCUACUCGAAAUCCCUUCAAGAAAUUCAGAACCCGGUCACCUACACGUAGAACGACCACCGUGGCGGCGAGACCGGAAUUCGAUGAUAUAUCAAUGGCAGAACAUCGCAAGGGAGAGGCUAUGGCCGGUGGCAUCCAACGAGCUGAGGGCACAGAUUCUAUGCCCUUGCCUUCAUCUGUUGGGACAGAUGGAGCCUUUGGGUUGCCCCCUGUCGGAGAAUCGGUUAAUAGCCUCGUUCCCCUAAGGCGGCCGGAAAUAGACGCCGCUUCCUUGAGCGAUCAGUCUAUCAGACGGAGAACCACUCCGAAGCACGCGGAGAAUGCCAAUCUCGACGACGCGAUAAUUGAGGACCCGGAGGCGCUUGGUGGUAAGGAAGACAAACAGAAGUACACAUUUGUUGGUCAACUGAGAGCCACUUUGUUCAACUCUUGGAUUAAUGUCUUGUUACUGGCUGUGCCGGUGGGAAUUAUCCUACAUUAUAUCCAUGUUGACCCAAUCGCAGUAUUUGUGGUCAAUUUUGUUGCAAUCAUACCACUUGCCGCACUGUUAGGUUAUGGAACAGAGGAAAUCGCCAUGAGGACUGGCGAGACCGUCGGCGGCCUUCUCAACGCCACCUUCGGAAACGCCGUUGAGUUAAUUGUGUCAAUCCUGGCGCUGUUCAAAAAUGAGAUCGUUAUCGUGAAAACCUCUCUCAUUGGGAGUAUGUUAUCCAAUCUACUCUUGGUGAUGGGUAUGUCAUUCUUUCUCGGAGGAAUCAAUCGCAUUGAGCAGAAUUUCAAUAUGACGGUCGCCCAAACUGCUGCCAGUUUGCUUGCUCUCGCGGUUGGGAGUCUGAUCAUUCCAACUGCAUUUCAUACAUGGUCCGAAGGAACAAGCAUCAUCCUGCUAUUUGUGUACGGCUGCUACCUUUUCUUUCAGCUAAAAUCCCACACGGAGAUGUACAACAAGCCCAGCGAAAAGGUUGAGAAACGGAGAGGGAAAGUUGAGAGUGGAGAUGCCAUCAAGGGAAUCGCCCAGAUAGGAGCUGGCAUUUCAGCGAGUAUGGGCGGGCACAAUGCGCAGAGCGUACCGAUUCAAGUUCCAGAUGAUGAAGACCAAGAAGAACCAGAACUCCAUUUCUUUGUCGCCCUAUUUACGCUCGCUGCGUCCACAGCGUUGGUAGGAGUCUGCGCUGAAGCGUUGGUCUCUUCCAUAGAUGUAAUAACGACUCGCGGGCAUAUCUCCGAAACAUUUGUUGGACUGAUUCUCCUACCUAUCGUGGGCAACGCCGCAGAACAUGCCACUGCUAUUACCGUUGCCAUGAAGGAUAAAAUGGACUUGUCUAUUGGUGUUGCCGUCGGAUCGAGUAUGCAGAUUGCGCUGUUGGUUCUUCCACUUAUUGUUGUGAUCGGAUGGAUUGCAGGCAAGGAUGAUAUGUCAUUGUAUUUCGAUGGAUUCCAGAUUGCCGUCCUGUUCGUCGCUGUCCUUCUGGUUAACUACCUCAUUCAAGAUGGCAAGUCUCACUGGUUGGAAGGAAUGCUACUAAUGACGUUAUAUCUUAUUAUUUCUGUGGCUGCAUGGUUUUACCCUGCAAAGUCCGAACGAACCGGAUCCGGUGCUUCCUGA
Coccidioides posadasii C735 delta SOWgp is the source of this 2017-nucleotide messenger RNA. The record is from RefSeq and is a predicted model, not a curated record. NCBI's taxonomy places the organism in Eukaryota, Fungi, Ascomycota, Eurotiomycetes, Onygenales, Onygenaceae.